Messenger RNA from Trachymyrmex septentrionalis, 828 nucleotides. It is a transcript of the gene zuc, whose product is annotated as mitochondrial cardiolipin hydrolase. Gene Ontology annotation, molecular function: RNA endonuclease activity producing 5'-phosphomonoesters, hydrolytic mechanism. Gene Ontology annotation, cellular component: mitochondrion. Bases 139 to 828 code for a protein of 229 amino acids. The record is from RefSeq and is a predicted model, not a curated record. Gene Ontology annotation, biological process: piRNA processing. NCBI's taxonomy places the organism in Eukaryota, Metazoa, Arthropoda, Insecta, Hymenoptera, Formicidae. The transcript is spliced from 3 exons.
GCGUACUGUAAUACUCUCCAAUCUUCAUUGUAUUAAAGCAAGAGAUUCCUAACCUUUAAUUUGACUGAAGUAUCUCUGGCACACAUUGCUUUUCCAAAGAUCUUCAAAGAUUUCCAAAUUACUUAAUUCAGGUCUAAAAUGAUGAAAAGAAUUGUCAUUGCAAUAACUUCUGGAGUUAUUGUGUCAGAAAUAAUGUGGCAGUUGUACAAGAAACAUAAACAUUCUCGGAAGAAAGUGAUCAAUACUUCCAAUUGCAAUGGUUCCGUAGAACAACUUUGCAACAAUACAGAAGCAAAGAUCUUCGAAGUCAUGUUUUUUUCACAAGAUUCUUCUUUGUGUCGACCACACUUGAGAUGUAUGCAACCAUGUGAAAAGCUGAAUUGUUCAAUAAGAUACUUAAAGAGGAUUAUAUAUUAUUUGGAUUCGGCAAUUCAUACUUUGGACAUAUGUAUAUAUUUCUUUACAUUUGUGGACUUGGCAGAGGCAGUUAUAAGGGCUAAAAACAGAAAUGUUGUCGUAAGAAUCAUAUUGGAAGAUUCUAUGACACAUAGUGAUCGAAGUCAAUUAAUGAACUUUUACAAAGAAGGCAUUAAACCAGUAUUCAAAGAGUUGGACGUCUUGGUGCAUCAUAAAUUUGUUAUUAUUGACAAUAAUAUUUUGUUAACAGGCAGCAUAAAUUGGACUAAAACAGCAUUUUUUGGAAAUUUUGAAAAUGUUUUAGUGACUAACGAAUCAGCAAUAGUUAAGCCAUUUGUACAAGAAUUUGAAAGGAUAUUGACGAUGUUUACUGCUACAGAAACUAAAUCUGAAAAUUCAGAUACACAAUAA